Messenger RNA from Actinia tenebrosa (Australian red waratah sea anemone), 645 nucleotides. Its product is annotated as collagen triple helix repeat-containing protein 1-like. The record is from RefSeq and is a predicted model, not a curated record. Lineage: Eukaryota; Metazoa; Cnidaria; Anthozoa; Actiniaria; Actiniidae.
AUGGCAAUGAGCCGAAGAGAAACGUAUCAAGCGUCAACGUCAAAUUUUUCAUGUCUGGCGGGUCGUCCUGGUAUCCCUGGACUCCACGGUACACCCGGUGCUCCUGGACGAGACGGACGAGAUGGCAGACCAGGUACUCAAGGUAAACAAGGUCCUCGAGGGUUUCAAGGGACUCCAGGCAAGCAAGGACCUCCCGGAGCUCCUGGUACACCCGGUAACACUGGUCCUCAGGGUCUUUCAGCCUAUUCGAACUGGAAAGAAUGUUCGUGGACAAACAUCCACGAAGGAAAAGACAAUGGUCUGAUCAGGAAUUUCACGGAUUCCAUCCUCCAUAUUUACUGGAAUGGCGAUUUCAGAAUUAAUAAUUGUAACAAAUGCUGUAAGCGCUGGUUCUUCACGUUCAACGGUGCUGAAUGCAAGACCCCUCGUGCUAUUGACGGUACCUUGUACAUGGCAAAAGGAGUGGGUCGCAACAUUCACCGUGUCCGCCAUAUUGAAGGUCACUGUGACAAGAUCCACAAGGGACACGUUCGUGUGGGCUUCAAUGUCGGGAACUGUGCCGGGUAUGGAAAUGCUGACGCCUAUACCGGGUGGAAUUCAAACAGUCGUCUGUUCGUAGAGGAAGUACCCAGACCUCAGCAGUGA